Messenger RNA from Brassica napus (rape), 696 nucleotides. RefSeq lists its product as uncharacterized. The record is from RefSeq and is a predicted model, not a curated record. NCBI's taxonomy places the organism in Eukaryota, Viridiplantae, Streptophyta, Magnoliopsida, Brassicales, Brassicaceae. The transcript has a single exon. Bases 8 to 355 code for a protein of 115 amino acids.
UGGCACAAUGGCUCACACUUCUUCCCGAACUACUAUCGUAUUCAUUGUUGUUGCUUUGAUUUGUGCGUUCGUUCCUGCAUUCUCUGUUGAAGAAGCUGAAGCAAAAUCACUAUGGGAUACCUGUCUUCUUAAAAUCAGUCCAAAAUGUGCGUUGGAUAUAAUUGGUGUUGUCUUUGAAAAUUUAACCAUCACUGAUGCAUGUUGUCAUGAUCUUGUACAAGAAGGAAAAAUGUGUCACGAUACUCUUAUCAAAUAUAUUGCUGAGAAGCCGCAUUUAGUUGCCCACGAAACAGAGUAUUUGAAGAAAAGUGAUGAUUUGUGGACUCAUUGUGUCUCAGUUUCGCAAACUGCUUAAAAAUAUGUUAUGCUUGUAUUGAUCUACAAAAAUUUUAUUUAACUAUCGUUAAAUUUUAUUUGAUCAAAAAUCGUGGAUCAAACAGUAUGCAAUAUAAAGCGACCAUCAAGUGAAUCUCAUUCUAAAUGAAUCAAUACAUAUAUUAACUCCAUUGAAAAACAAUGUGCUAACCAUACAAGAUUGUUAAACUAAUAACAAGACAUAUAUGAAUAAUUUCAAACAAUAUUGCUUAAUUACUUUGACUUAACUUAUCUUUAAUUUUAAAAAUUAAUUUUCCUCUACGAUUUCAAUCAUUAUUUUUACAUACACUGAAAAUUAUCUUGGGUAAUUUAAAACAAGAA